Cyprinus carpio (common carp) is the source of this 4147-nucleotide messenger RNA. RefSeq names its product cysteinyl leukotriene receptor 2-like. Gene Ontology annotation, molecular function: G protein-coupled receptor activity. Gene Ontology annotation, biological process: G protein-coupled receptor signaling pathway. Lineage: Eukaryota; Metazoa; Chordata; Actinopteri; Cypriniformes; Cyprinidae. Gene Ontology annotation, cellular component: plasma membrane. The record is from RefSeq and is a predicted model, not a curated record.
UGCUCAGAGAAACUACCAACAGAAAUAAAAAAAAUAACCCUGAAGGUGUGGUUUCUCUUGAAUUCUUAGGGAAGUUGAAUCGACUCGUUUCGUUCAGUAUCUGUGCACCACUAAACAUUUCGCUUAUUCUUUUGAAUCAUUAUUCAAAAAACACCCCAGAAGUAGAUUUAAAAGUUUACUUUAAUUUUAUGUUGGCGAAAAUAUGCUGUUUAUCACAUCUCCGCAGUCGAAUAAAACGUUGUGCGAAUCGGUUCGUGCGAAUCAUUGAAAGCAAGCGGUUCUAUAAAAGAUUCGGACGUAACUUUUUUUUUGCUAUUUGGAGAGUCGGGUGCACUUCGUGCUAUUGCGUGCUGGAAGCAAAGAUGGGACGCCCCAAGUAGACUACAGAGGCAGCACACUUCAAGACCAUGAUAAAGGAAGAGAGGAACAUUUUGACAUUUUGUUAAAUAACGCUCUCCCAGGCUCCAGAUUCAUCAGUCCGCUGACGAUGAGGAGGAUGAUGGUCGAGAGAGAAUGACAGCUCCUGCGUUCACAUCGGUAACUCCAUCUUGGCUCAACAUCACCCAAGAACCUGACAUGAAUCAGACUUGUGAGGAAAGUGAAGAUUUCAAAUAUUUGGCGUACAAAGUCACAUACAGUGUGGUUUUCCCUAUUGGAUUUAUCAGCAACUCUGUGGCUUUGUUUGUGUUCCUGCGUCUCACUCCAAAGAAGACGGCCAACACUGUAUUUAUGACUAACUUGGCUAUUUCAGAUGUUAGCUUCUCCUUGACGUUGCCCUUCCGUCUGGUCUACUAUUUUAGGGGCGGUCAGUGGGAUUUUCCUGACUGGUUUUGCCGCUGGUGUGUAUUUUCCUUUUACGUCAACCUGUACACAAGUGUAUUGUUUCUUACAGGUCUCAGUGUACUACGGUACAUCGCUGUAGUUCACCCCAUUCGCAACAAGUCCCUGGUUACGGUGUGGAGAGCCAGACUAUCAUGCUUUGCGAUCUGGGUUUUUGUGGCCUGCUCGUCAAUACCAUUCCUCUCGACAGGUUCUAUAGAGCGGCAUAACAAGAUGCGUUGCUUUGAACCGGGGAACUACAAAUCAUGGCAUCUCAUACACAGCUUGAACUACGUGGGGGUUUCGUUUGGAUUCGUCAUUCCGUUCAUUAUAAUUCUGGUCUGCUACGGAUGCAUCAUCUGCAAACUCAUCAAAGGACGAAAAAUUGGCAACCGAAGAGGAAACACCCGCCGACGCUCGGUGUAUUUGAUUGCCGUUGUCCUGAGCACAUUCCUGCUGUGUUUCCUACCAUAUCACGUCGCUCGCACAGUCCAUCUUUAUGCCAAGGUUUUAAACGAGAGCUGCCCGGUUAUUGAGUUCCUCGUGAAAGUUCUGGUCAUCUCGUUGUGCUUGGCAACGUCCAACAGUUGCUUCAACCCCUUGUUGUACUACUUUGCAGGAGAGACUUUCCGCACGGCCAUCCGUAGAGUGUCAGAUCGAAGGACUUUAGGUUCGUUCAGCAAUAGUGGUGUUUCUCCGUCUUUUCGACGUCAGAGCGGCUCGCAGAAGUCAAGGCGCCAAGGCUUCACUUUUGUACACCAAGACUGUCUGCCCUGCUCCUGCCAAGUCAUAAACGAAAAUAACCCUGAUGGGUGCAAGUCUGACAAGCAAUGCAAACUGUCAGACUCUGAAGAAAUGCAAGUCCAUGAUGAUUUGCAGUAGUACAAGAUAGUUGCACUUGAUGAAAAGGAAGAAAUCCGAGUGUAUAAAAUAGAUGUCUUUAUUGUUGUCUUGAAAAAGUGAACCUACUGUAUAACAUCUUGGUCGUUUUUCCACUUCCUUUUUUUUUUAGUUCUCAACUAAAAGACCGAGAUGUGAAAGAUGUUGUGCAUUAGAUAAAAUGUGGGUGAAUCUCAAACAACCUCAGAAAUGGGUCAUAUUUAGAUUUAUGCAUUUGGCAAAUGCUUUAUUCCCAAGAAAACUGCAGCCUGGACAUGUUCUUGCAAGAUUCAUCCAGGUACAUGCUUAAAAAUAAUGUGGGUUUACAGCAUUGCCAUUAGAGAACCAGUUUGGUUUCCCAAAAAACAGAACCAGUUUUUUUUUUUUCUUUUUUUGUUUAGAACAUUUUAAUAAUCUAAAGAAACUUUUUACACCAAAUGUUCUUCAUAGAACUGUAAAUGCCUGUGAUAGCAACCCAAGCGAUCGCAAUGAGAAUCACACCACGCUACAAUACAGAAACUGGCGUCCGAGAUGUUGUUUAAUAAAAACAGGAUAAGUAAACAAAAUGUUAUUUUUAAAUCAGUCUUAUAAGACGUUUCAGUUUCACACAGAGCGCAUUUUCCCGUUCUGUUGCGCUACUUUUCCAUUGUUUUUCUAUGUAAACUUGCUAGACGGCCAUGUUAGCAAGGGCAGACAUAAUACAAUAACACAAUAGGAAAAAAGAUUCAAUUAUUUCUCACAUCCGAAUAGGGCAUACUAGAUUAAAUCACUUUCUGUUUAAUAUAGGAAAACAUGAAACAGGUCAGUGUAUUUAUUGUAAUCAGGCAGAAACAAUAGAGCAUGUUUUAAUAAAAUGUAAAAAAAAAAAAAAAAAAAAAAAAUUUUUGAAACAGAGAGGUUCAUACUCAUUAAGGAAGUAAGAAACAUGGGUGUUGAAUCAUUUAAUUUGACGAGCCUUUUGAAAGAGCAUGCAGAACAAGGUAAAAUAUAUGGUGCUAUUAUAAAAUACAUUAAAGAAAUAGAAUUAAUCUGAAGAAAUUUAGUUUUUUUAUUAUUAUUAUUAGUUGCUUAUUAGCGCUUCACACUCCAGUUUAGUUGGGGGCGGUAAAUGCACCAGAAGUUGGUUUGCCAUCUGCCAUAAAAUGUUUUUUUUUUUUUUAAGCAUCUUUAGACCUUGCGUUUUUUUCGUUUCACUGCCCUGUGUCUCGCCUUUUAACGCAACCGUGCUUUGUAUUAAAAUCAGCACUGAAGCCAGAGUUUUACCACGUUUAAGCUGCGCUAAUAACAUCAAACAACACAGAACUGUAUAAACACAAUAAACAUGGUAAUGGAAGAAAGAACCUGUUUAAAAGUGCAUAUUUAGUUUUAAUCAAAAACCAGCAAAGCUUAUUCAAGAAGAUAAGGACAUUAUUUUAAGACACAGAAAUAAUUGUUCCCUACAGGAAAUGAAAGUCACAAAUGGUAUCUUGUCAGUAUCUGAAUCCCAGAAAUGAUUCCCUAGACAGCAAUGAGGUUAAAUGGGGAGAAAAUGGAGAUGAUUGCUGAGAUUUCGUUCUUCUCAGAUAGACAUCUCAUGUGCUUCUCUAGUGUUUCAGAGGAAAUCUCAAAAAUGGCUCUGAUUUAAAAACCUGCAUUCAAACGUCAGACAUCUCCCAUCAUAUUCUUCCAAGACUAAAAUAUCUGUUUUUUUUUUUUUGGUUUUUUUUUUUUUGUUUAUGAGACGUUUAUGCCAUGUCGUUUAUGAACUUCCCAUAAGCUAUACAUUUGAACAGCUUAUUGCAAGUUGCAGUUUUAGUCAAGUGUCCAGGCAAGCAGAAGGUGUUUUCAAAGCAGCUUGUUCUGCUGAUUGCACCACUAAAACAUUUAUCUGCAUUUAUCAGAAAUGAUUCAUUGUGUUCAUUAUAUCACUGGAUCAUAUAAAUUCUGAAAAUGAGAAUUCCAAAACUUCAAAGACUUCAAAGAAACAUUCUAUCCCAAAAAAACAACAACAGCUAGGCCUACAUAAAAGACCAUCAUCUGUUACCCCAUUGAGAGGAAAUUCAGUGGAACAUUUGGUGGCUGCAACUCCAGGUAACGUGAUUGAAGACGGGAAGAGUGUGUAACUCUGUGAUUUCACGGACUUCUUCAAAAUACCAAGAUAAUAAGGUUAAUCAGUCUUUAAGCCUGCAUUAUGUGUUUCUUAGAGGCAAAUUGGCAGAAAUUAUAUCUGCUGAUUUGCAAACAACAUUUUGCUCUCUCAUUGCAUAGGGCCAUUAUUAUUAAUGCCACCUCAAUGCAUUCAUGAAGGCAUCCUGCAGCAUAGCUAUACUAAUUUUGUGUUAUCAUUGACAUUCUUAAUGUUUCAUUUUAUAUGAUGCUCUUUACUUUUUAUUGUUAAACUGCAUGUAAAAAAUUUGUUUGUAAAGCACUAUGUGAAGAAGGUUGUUUAUGAAGUCUGUUUUAAUAAAAU